Messenger RNA from Phragmites australis (common reed), 1532 nucleotides. Its product is annotated as peroxisomal membrane protein 13-like. Gene Ontology annotation, cellular component: peroxisomal membrane; peroxisomal importomer complex; peroxisome. The coding region runs from base 234 to 1085 and encodes 283 amino acids. NCBI's taxonomy places the organism in Eukaryota, Viridiplantae, Streptophyta, Magnoliopsida, Poales, Poaceae. Gene Ontology annotation, biological process: protein import into peroxisome matrix, docking. The record is from RefSeq and is a predicted model, not a curated record. The transcript is spliced from 6 exons.
CGCGUCGUGUUUUUAUUUUAUAUUAUCCGCCGUCUCCAGCAGUCGACCAGAGGAGAGGAGAGUCGACCAGACCCGGCCCGGCGGAAGAGAGAGAGAGAGAGAGAGAGAGAGAGGAGGAGGAGAGGAGAGGGCGCGCGCUAUGUCAGGGGAGCGGCUGUGUGCUACCGAUGCGUUGAUGGUUGGUGUAUGCCUAAACGCGGGUGCGAAUCGGUCCGGCGGGGGCUCUGCCUGUGAUGCUGGUUCAAGGUUCACCACCAAAGCCAUGGGAGCGUUCUGGAGCUGAGGGCACAUCGGGUCCAGCACCUUUCAAGCCCCCAUCCGGGGGCAGCACUAGUGAUGUCGUCGAAGCUUCUGGUACAGCUAAACCAGGAGAAAAUAUUACUGCAACAGAGAGGAAUGUCUCUAACAAUGUAAAUGGCGCCGUCUCGAGGCCUAUGCCACAACGGCCUUGGCAGCAGACAGGCUAUGGAAAUACCCAUGGAGGAUACGGUGGAUCCAAUAUGUAUAGUUCAUAUGGUGGAGUGGGCAACACUUAUGGUGGUGGUGGGCUCUACGGAAAUAGCAUGUACUCAGGUUACGGAGGAGGUUAUGGUGGUGGCCUUUACGGAGGUUCUGGGAUGUAUGGUGGAGCCGGAGGCAUGUACGGUGGUGGGAUGGGAGGAUAUGGUGGUUAUGGAAUGGGUGGAAUGGGCGGAAUGGGUGGUAUGAGUGGUAUGGGCAUGGGUCCUUAUGGUAAUCCAGAUCCAAAUUCACUUGGGCCUCCUGCAUCACCACCAGGUUUCUGGGUGUCCUUCCUACGAGUGAUGCAUGGUGUCGUCAAUUUCUUUGGGCGUAUCUCUUUCCUUGUUGAACAGAACACUCAAGCAUCCUAUUUUUUCAUGACAGCUAUGUUGCAGCUCUUCGAUCGGUCUGGUAUGCUUUAUGGCGAGCUUGCACGGUUUGUGUUGCGCCUUCUAGGAGUCCGAAGAAAGCCAAAGAAGGGCAGUGUUCAGGGACCAGAGGCCCCGACAUUUGAGGGACCUAGCCAACAGUUUAUUGAGGCGCCGAAAGCAAACAACAACUGGGACAACGUUUGGGGAAACUAAGAUGCCUAUGUGUGCAGUGAGAUUUAUCUGACGGAAACAUAAAAGUUCAAGAAGCAAAGGACUACUGGAGUUUGCCUGCCUGUUGAAUCAGAAAGAAGAGUACCUGUUGCGGGAAUCGUGAUGUCUUUACCUGUGGCCCCAUCUGCAACCGUAAGCCUGAUGAAGGAUGGUUUGCAAGUGCACUGAUAUUUAAGUAGUGUUGUCAUAUCUGUGGGUAUUGCAUGUAUAUCUCUCUGGUACUUGCUGCGAAAAGAGUACAGCAAAAUGUAUUUUGUACCUCAUCCAUCUUAGCUUUGAGUUGAUCUUAGCUAGAGUUACCUUUGGUUUGGAUACUGCACUUCCUGAGGAUAGCCAUGCAAAUGUUUUCUGUUGUAAUAGUUUCACUUGUAAACGUGCUUGCCCACUGAACUGUCAGAACAGCGAGAAUACUAUAACUGUUUCUCCUGC